This is a messenger RNA of Salmo salar (Atlantic salmon), 793 nucleotides long. It is a transcript of the gene mlc-2, whose product is annotated as myosin regulatory light chain 2. NCBI's taxonomy places the organism in Eukaryota, Metazoa, Chordata, Actinopteri, Salmoniformes, Salmonidae. The record is from RefSeq and is marked provisional. Gene Ontology annotation, molecular function: calcium ion binding.
CUCUUGUUGACCAUCCAAACCUCCAUACAUACCGUCUCGAGAUGGCACCCAAGAAGGCCAAGAGGAGGGGAGCAGCAGCAGAGGGCGGUUCCUCCAACGUGUUCUCCAUGUUUGAGCAGAGCCAGAUCCAGGAGUACAAGGAGGCUUUCACAAUCAUUGACCAGAACAGAGACGGUAUCAUCAGCAAGGAUGACUUGAGGGACGUGCUGGCCUCAAUGGGCCAGUUGAAUGUGAAGAAUGAGGAGCUGGAAGCCAUGGUCAAGGAGGCCAGCGGCCCCAUCAACUUCACCGUCUUCCUCACCAUGUUUGGAGAGAAGCUCAAGGGUGCUGAUCCCGAGGAUGUCAUCGUUAGUGCUUUCAAGGUCCUGGACCCCGAGGCUACCGGUUUCAUCAAGAAGGAAUUCCUUCAGGAGCUCCUGACCACUCAGUGCGACAGGUUCUCUGCAGAGGAGAUGAAGAACCUGUGGGCUGCCUUCCCCCCAGAUGUGGCCGGCAACGUAGACUACAAGCAAAUCUGCUACGUAAUCACACACGGAGAGGAGAAGGAGGAGUAAUGAAACAGACAGAAGAAAAGAAAACAGCCUCCCUUGCCAUUCUACCUUCCUGCUCCUCUGUUCUUCCUUCUAUUCUCUUUAUGUGUACUCGUGUGCUCUGUCUCUCACGCACACAAAUUCUCUAAAAGACUCGUCUCUACUCAAGACAUUUGUGUGAGAGCGGGCGCUCAUGGGUUGUCUAUGUUUGUUCGUGGGGAUAUGGGAUUAUUUUCAAUAAAAAUGAUCUUUUAACAUCUCCA